AUGUCUGGACGACACUUCAACUUCAUCGCGUUCGCGGCUUUGUUCGUCACAAUCACGCCAGUGAAUGGUCCGUUGCUCCAACGUUCGUCGACAGUAGGCGUCAAAUCCAUAGGAUCACGGGCGACCCUGCAAUUGCCCAUCACGCGUAGAGUCUGGGCGCCGACGGGCUUUACCUCUGGAGAGUAUUGCCGUCGAGACAUAUUGAAAAUCGAUGCGCUUGUUUCGACGCGGUGGCUGACGGGUCAGGCCUACUAUAGGAGCGGCCCCAUCGUCAUCAGCGGUACUGGAUGUCCCGGCGAUGCCACCUGCCCCGGCCGUCUGACAGGCGUAGGCCUUACCGUGAACUGUUCGAGUGCCAGCGCCGACUUUUCGGUCGAAAAGACCGACGGCACUUCCUCUAUCAGAUGGGAAUCUGUCAACGGAACAGAUGUCUUCUACAGCAAAGUGUCCUGGAACGCCGCAUCACCCGGAAACCUCUCCCUGAGUAUCCAAUACAAAGCUACUCCAGACAUCAAUGGCCAGCUCGUGGUCAUAAACUGCACGCUGCAGACUGCAACGGUACAAUAUCCAGUCAAUAUCGAUGGUAACAGCUCCAGGAUAGCACUGACACCUGGGACUUCUGUCUUCGACGAUGUCUUAUUGUCGAUGAAUCCCCCCCCAGAAGCUAUGUAUGGGCUAGACUCGGAGAUUGGUGGGUAUGCGUUAGUAUUGAGCAUACGGUUCAAUGCCUGGACGUACCUUCGCUGGGUCGGCGCUGCUGGCUACGAGCUACGAUCACAAGGCCCUCUUGGGCCACAAUUCGCGUCAAUGGAGGAUGUCGACGACUUUUUCGAAGGUGUGUCGAAUGUCAAGUUCAAUGACCCAACUCCAUAUCUCCUCCACCAAGCACACGAGCUCCUGUUCCGUACCGCCCUGGUCCAGGGAAAUGGCACGUCGAUGGAGCUUGUCCAGGGUGCUUCUCAAAUCCGUACUGCGGGCGUCUACGUUUCCCAUUACGAGUUUCUUGGGAUUGCUGUCGCAAUCAGCCUAGUAGCUGUGAGCAUCGUGAUUGCUGCAUAUGCUGGAUAUUGCCACCUCGGGCGCGAAGUCUCGAUGAGCCCCAUUGAGAUCGCCAAAGCGUUCAAUGCUCCUCUACUGCCUCAUGAGCCCUCGAACGCUAACGCUGACGAACUCACAAAGUCGGCAGGUGGGACGCCGGUGCGGUAUGGACUUCUAUCCGAGAAAGGCUUUGGGCAGAACACAGAAUACAGAGCGAUCAUCCAGCGUGUAGCGAUAGACCCAGAUGAUAGUUGGUUUGAGAUCGCGGACCCAUCCGCGGUGAGAUCGUUGAGGCGGUAG
Molecule: messenger RNA, 1338 nt
Organism: Fulvia fulva
Lineage: Eukaryota; Fungi; Ascomycota; Dothideomycetes; Mycosphaerellales; Mycosphaerellaceae
Exons: 4
Coding region: 1-1338 (445 amino acids)
Source: RefSeq, a predicted model, not a curated record